AUGGCUGCCCUCAACAAGAUCGCGCACAACUCCUCGUCGAGGCAGAACCCCUCCGAGCUGGAGACCGCGUUGGCCAACGCUCUCUAUGACCUGGAGAGCAACACCACGGACCUGAAGGCUUCCCUCAGGCCCCUGCAGUUCGUCUCUGCUCGCGAGAUCGAGGUCGGCCACGGCAAGAAGGCCAUCGCCAUCUUCGUCCCCGUCCCUCUCCUCCAGGGCUUCCACAAGAUCCAGCAGCGCCUGACCCGUGAGCUCGAGAAGAAGUUCUCCGACCGCCAGGUCCUCUUCAUUGCUUCGCGCCGCAUCCUGCCCCGUCCCAAGCGCUCCACCACCUCGCGCUCCAAGCUCACCCAGAAGCGUCCUCGCUCUCGCACUCUCACUGCCGUGCACGACGCCAUCCUGACCGACGUUGUCUACCCCGUCGAGAUCGUCGGCAAGCGCGUCCGCACCAAGGAGGACGGCAGCAAGGUCCUCAAGGUCAUCCUCGACGAGAAGGAGCGUGGUGGUGUUGACCACCGCCUCGACGCCUACGGUGAGGUCUACCGAAGACUGACCGGCCGCAACGUCGUUUUCGAGUUCCCCCAGAGCAGCGUUGCCGACUACUAG
Molecule: messenger RNA, 606 nt
Organism: Paecilomyces variotii
Lineage: Eukaryota; Fungi; Ascomycota; Eurotiomycetes; Eurotiales; Thermoascaceae
Product: 40S ribosomal protein S7e
Exons: 3
Coding region: 1-606 (201 amino acids)
Biological process (GO): rRNA processing; translation; ribosomal small subunit biogenesis
Cellular component (GO): 90S preribosome; small-subunit processome; ribosome
Molecular function (GO): structural constituent of ribosome
Source: RefSeq, a predicted model, not a curated record